Molecule: messenger RNA, 1089 nt
Organism: Nelumbo nucifera (sacred lotus)
Lineage: Eukaryota; Viridiplantae; Streptophyta; Magnoliopsida; Proteales; Nelumbonaceae
Product: multiple organellar RNA editing factor 9, chloroplastic-like
Biological process (GO): chloroplast RNA modification; cytidine to uridine editing
Cellular component (GO): chloroplast
Source: RefSeq, a predicted model, not a curated record
UAGAUAAAUGGAUAUCGCCCAUCUCUACCAUAUCCCUGCAACUCUCUCUCUCUCUCUCUCUCUCUCUCAUCUACACUUCUACAGCUAUAGCUGUAAUGGCGACAUUCAACUCGUCUCUCCCCUCUAAAAUGCUAAUUUCUCCGUCACCGUACCUCCCCGACUCGAAAGUUAGGCCUUCAGUUCCAGUAUAUGCAUCAAGGGUUCCUCUUGUUUCUCCGUUUCGUUUCAAGUCAGUAUCAUACUUCUCAGCUCCUCUUUCGAAGUCUUCUUCGUUUUCUUCGUUUCGGACAAACAUUCGAGCGGCGGUCGGUGGAGACUCUAGGAGGAACAAUAGUAAUGAGCCUAGGGAAACUAUUAUGCUACCUGGUUGUGAUUACAAUCACUGGCUCAUCGUCAUGGAAUUUCCCAAAGACCCAGCCCCGACGAGAGAGCAGAUGAUCGAUACCUAUCUCAAUACUCUUGCUACCGUAUUGGGAAGUAUGGAAGAAGCGAAGAAGAAUAUGUACGCCUUCAGUACUACCACCUACACUGGAUUCCAAUGUACUGUUUCAGAAGAAACAUCUGAGAAGUUCAAGGGGUUGCCUGGAGUUCUCUGGGUCUUGCCGGAUUCAUAUAUAGAUGUGAAAAAUAAGGAUUACGGAGGUGAUAAGUAUAUUAAUGGGGAGAUAAUACCGUGCAAAUACCCCACCUAUCAACCAAAGCAACGAAGUGGAUCAAAAUAUGAGAGUAGAAGGUAUGAAAGACGGAGAGAUGGUCCCCCUCCUGAGCGGAGAAGACCCAGACAAGAGGCAACUCAACCAGACUCAGCCUCUGGAUGAGGCCUUUGAUGUUUUGAUUUUGAAGACACUCACAACGUUGCAAACUUCUAGGACUUGCCCUUGAUUGUUUGUUAGAGACACCAUCAUGACUAGAUAAUUGAGUUGGAAAUUGGGAGAUGCUACCUAAAUAGUGCCUAUGGUUAAGGGUCUGUUCAUAUAUAGUUAAGGCACCGGUGUAGUUCCAUCUGGUGGAAACUAGAUACUGGAAGAGUAUGUUUUGUAUGACUGUUUAUGACCUAAGAAAUGAUUGAUUCAGUUGUAGUUAUACCUC